AAAAGGGAAGAACAAAAAAUCCUUAAAAUGUUACAGGUCUAACUACGGUUGCGUUACUGUGCUAGGUAAUAGGGAUGGCAACCACAAAGCACCAACCCACCUCCACCAAAACAAACCAUUCACCCCACAAAACCUGGCAACAGCCUCCAAACACCAACCCACCACCAAAACAAACCAUCCACUUAAAUCAAUGAAAAAAAAUAAAGAUCAACAAACCUAGCAUGUAAAACACAAAUCUCAGUAGACAUCAACUCAUCGCCACUAAACUUCAAUGCAAAUCAAUGUGUAAAAACUCAACAACUUAUUAACCCAAAUCAACCCAUCCAAUUGUUACUCAAGUCAACAAUAAACCGUAAUAUUCAAAUCCCAAAAUUGAACAAAUGAUGAAGAAAAUUCGUAAGCUGAGGAGGUGAGAAGAUUGAAUAAGGUUGGUGGGAAAUUAAAACGGCAACCUUGCGUGGCCACCGUUGAGACCUCAUACAACGGCACUCUCACGGCCGGGACUUAUAGCGGUUGAUCAAGGCUGCAACCAGCUAUGGAUUGAGGUUUAGUAAUUAAACAUGACAAAAGAGCAAAUCGAGAAUGGGGGAGAAGAAAUGUUGAUCGACGUUCAUGAUCAAGAAGCUUUUAUUCCUGACGGCUUCAAUGCUAAUUACCUCAAAGUUUAUUACGGAAGGCUUUUUCCUCAUGCUGAUAUCUUCAAGUGGAUGUCCUAUGGAAACGAUGGGAAGCAUCCUGGCUGUGACAACUCCUACUUCGGCCGAAGAGAAUUUUCUUUCACUCUGGAUAAUGAUAUUUAUCUGCGUUUCCAGUCUUUCAACAGUGCUUCUGAGCUGGAAAAUGCCAUUAAAGAAAAGUGUCCAUUUAAAAUAGAUAUUGGGCCUGUCUACAGUGUAGAUCCUGCUAAGAGGCAUGCCUAUGCACAAGGUGGUGAUAAUAAUGUUUUUUCUCCUGUGGAGAGGGAACUUAUUUUUGAUAUUGACAUAUCAGACUACGAUGAUGUUAGAUAUUGCUGCUCAGGUGCUGAUGUAUGCUUGCAGUGCUGGCCUCUAAUGACUGCUGCUAUUAAAGUGAUUGAUACUGCCCUCAGAGAUGAUUUUGGUUUUAGUCAUAUUCUUUGGGUGUACAGUGGGCGCCGUGGCGUUCAUUGUUGGGUUUGUGAUGGAAAAGCAAGAAGGUUGACAAAUGAACAGAGGGGAGCUGUUGCUGACUAUUUUCGUGUAUACAAGGGCAAUGAAAAUAGUAAUAAGAAGGUUUCUCUGCCGGGUCCUGUACUUCAUCCUUUCCUAGCGAGAUCUUAUACUGACAUUCUUAGGGAAUUCUUCAAGGAAAAACUGCUUUCAAGUCAACAAAUAUUUUCAACUGAGGAGAGAUAUGAGAAGAUUCUAAGCAUGAUUCCUGAUGAAUCUGUUACCUCUGAGCUUCGAGGGAAGUGGCAGGAGAAUAGGCGAUCCUCCAAUGACAUCAAUGUUUCUCGGUGGGAGCUGCUAAAGCAUAUGCUGCAAUCAGGAAAAAAUAAGGCACAAGGGCUGCGCAGAUGUGUCGAAGAGAUUGUGUUUGCCUUUACCUACCCUAGGCUUGAUAUGGAGGUAUCAAAACACAUGAACCAUUUAUUGAAAGCUCCAUUUUGUGUACAUCCAAAAACAGGUCGUGUCUGUAUUCCUAUUGACCCACAAAAUUGUGAUGAAUUUGAUCCUACUACAGUACCAACGCUGUCUGAGCUUUUACAAGAACUUAACACAGGAUGUUUAAGAGCCGAUGUUGAGAAUGAAUGGGAGAAAACCACACUUGGGAAAUCAAUCAUGUAUUUCAGAUCAUCAUUCUUGCAGCCUCUGCUAAAAUCUUGCAAGGAGGAGAUUGAAAGUUCCUAUAAUGCUAAACUUCAGCAAACUAAGAAUUCUUUGAAUUGGUAGUGCUUUCAACAUUUCACCUUCAUUUAUACGUUCAAUAGAGAUCCUCUAGCAUUACCUUUACCAUUUCGUGCACUGUAAGUCAAUAUGGUCACAGUGGAGCUUAGCAACUAUUUGUAAAUUUCAGCUACAUGUUUAAUACUCAAAUCUGGGUUUAGUGCUCAUUUGACAUCCUACUUAAUGCUGCGAAGGGCAACGCUAACCUAUGUAACAUUAUUCCUGUCAUCAGUUGCGAGUGAUCAUAUUGAUGACUGAAAAUUAUGGCAUUUUUUCAUCAAUGUUUAUGGGCUUUGUAUCAGUAGAUAAACAUUCUU
Pistacia vera is the source of this 2224-nucleotide messenger RNA. Its product is annotated as DNA primase small subunit. The transcript is spliced from 17 exons. NCBI's taxonomy places the organism in Eukaryota, Viridiplantae, Streptophyta, Magnoliopsida, Sapindales, Anacardiaceae. Gene Ontology annotation, cellular component: alpha DNA polymerase:primase complex. Gene Ontology annotation, biological process: DNA replication, synthesis of primer. The record is from RefSeq and is a predicted model, not a curated record. The coding region runs from base 561 to 1913 and encodes 450 amino acids.